UUUUUUAUUAAUUUAACUAUUAUAAAUAAUGUUAAAAAAAGAAAAACAAGGAAAAACAUUAAAACUGUCAUCAUCAACAUGUUCGAGACCACGUCGAAUACCGAACAUUGCUGUAGCAAAUAUUAAUGAUGAUUCAAAACCAUCUUCUCAAGUUACAGAAGCAUUAAAAUAUAUUGAAAAUCCUCCUAUUUUACAAGAUCAAUCAUGGACAAAAGCAGUGCCUUUCAAAGACUGUUUUAGGUAUGUUAAACCAUCAGAAAGUAUUGCAAGCUCUUAUACUCCAAGUGCAUCGAAAUUCAGUAUUAAUAAAUUAUCAAGAAAACGCAAAAAAGAAAUUAAAUCGAUUACUUUUAACUUUUAUGAUGAGGAUGGAGAGCUCGAUUAUCCACCACGAAAAUAUGUACAAGCUUUUGAACAGGAAAUGAAAGAAAAAAAUAUUGAAAAAAUGAAAUUGCUCGAAUCUACGCCUCAGAAUAUUAUUAAUCUAACAGAUUUAGCCGAUGGCACUUGGCUUCGAAGAAAAGAAGAAAAACGUUUGUUAAAAAUUCGAAAGGAACGAAGAAGAAUAAAGCAACAAUUGCAAAAUGAAGCUAUUCAAAGAAUUCUCGAACAACAAGAAUUAAUAAAAAGAGAAGCAGACAUGCCUCAAUCAAUUGAAUCUCAAAGAACUGAAUUAUUGAAUGCAAUUGAAAAAGAACAAAAGGAUAUUUAUAGUCAAUCAGACACUUCAAUUUCUCGAAUCAAUUAUUUUAUAAAAGAGACAAUUGAUGAUUACCAUAUUGAGCCAUAUGAUUUAAAAAAUAUUGAUGAAGCUCAAAAAAGACUUUGGGAUAAGUUAAAAAAAAUUAAAAACUUCCAUCAUGUUAUGAAAGAAUUAGAAGUUGAAAUUAUUGAUGACUAUAAACAAAGUGUUCGUUUUGCAAUUAUUGAUUACAUUUUACUUGAUCCUUUUGAAAGGGAAAGAUUGGGAAUUGAUGUGAUUCCAAUUCAAUAUCCUGUGACACAUAUUCGAGCACCUGUUCCGUGGCAUCAAACUGUUAUUAGCUCAACUCAUUACAGUGAACAUAAUCUAUUUAUUGGAAAUGAAAUAAUGACUGGAAUAAGAGAGAUAUGGUUUAAUAAAUAUUACAAAAUGAGAAUAAUAAAAAUAACUGACUUCGGAACCCUUCCGAUUCCUGCGUUAGAAUUAGAAUCAUUAGUUGAAAAUGUUUGCGAUAAAGCAAGCCAAGUACUCUUGACGGAAUGGCUUGCAGAUGUAGCUGAAUUAUUUCUUAACAAAAAAAAUGCUUGGUCUCAUUUAUUUGAAAUAAAAAUGAAUGCUUCUACAGCUCUUAUUGAAAAAUAUUUUCGGAGUGCUAAUAUUUUACUUUCUGAACAAUUACGUCAUACAGUAAUUGAAACUUUGAAUGAAAUUAAAAAUUUUUUUAUUCAAUAUAAGGAUGGAAAUUUUUUCGAAGGAAAAUACCAAGAUUUAUCAUUUAUUCGAACUCCUUUCAUCAGAAUUUCGGUUGAGCCAAUAUUAGGAAGUACAAAAUUUUUAUUAAAACCAAGCAUUCAAGAAAUGUACCAAGUUCUAUCAAGAUGCUUUGAUAAUAUUUUAGCAGUAGGCUCCAAAGUGCCAAAAAUUGAAAGUGUGCUUUUUCCAGAAUUCAAAGGAAGUGGGUAUAUGUUUUCUGUAUCACGGAAAGAAGUGUUGGUAUCGAAGAUUAUUGACGAAGCAUUAGAAUGUAUUCUAGCAAAUGAAAUUGGUCCAGAUUUAUAUUUAAAGUCUUACGAAAAUUUACUAUACAUUCUAGACGGUCAAGCACAUGAAAAUUUAAAUAGUUAUUUCAAAAUUGAUCCUAUUUCAUCUUUGAAAGAUUUUGGAAAGAAAAUAGACGGCUAUAAUAGUCUCAGCAAAGAAAUUUGUUUAUUUAGAAACAAAAUACCAUUAAAUAUGAUAGAAAUAGACUGCACGUUUAUAAAUGAAACUUUAAGGAAUAUUCUUCAUGAAUUUCGUACUAAAAUAUGCAAUUUUCUUUUAAAUGAAUUGAGAAUGAACAAUCACCAGUUGUGUCGUAUAUUUGAAGAAAUUGCGGAAAAAAUAGCUGAAAUGCCAGAGACAACUCAACAGGUAGUGAAUUUACUUUCAUUCUUGAUUGACAGUCGUGAUAAUACAAUGUUUAAUUUACGAAAUAAAUUAGCACGUUGUGCAGAAUUAAUUAUGUUUCUUUUGGAUUAUCAACCGCAAGAUGAUGAAGAUAUUCAAUUGAAUACGCGAACGCUUACAUGGCCGAAAGAAAUGGAAGUCAUCAUGGAAUUAGCACUUGAAAGAUUGAAUAUGAGAAAAGAUUUCGUGGAAGGAGUUUUGCGACAACGAAGAGAUAAUUUUGAACAAAAAAUCCAAACCAUGCAGCAAUCAAUAGAUGCGUUUAAGAAAAAAGACCCUCCAGUUUUGAUGUUGGAAGAUAUGGAACAAGCAACGAAAGAGAUAGAACAGUUAUCAGGUAUUAUGGCUGAAAUGAGAAAAGAGGCUGAACAAAUAAAUGAGGAAGAAGGUCUUCUAGAUAUUGAAAUAAGUCCUUAUUUAACUUUACCUUCUAUGUCGACUACAGUUGAGACUUUUGAUAAACUUUGGCAUACUGUUUUAAAUUUUCAUAAAAAUUAUGAGAAAUGGUAUUACGGACCAUUUUCCGGCUUGAAUGCUGAGGAAGUACGUGAUGAAACUGAAAAUGCUUGGAAAACUUUAUAUAAAUUGGGACGAGCGUUAUCUGAUACCCCAGGAGCUCGACGUAUUGCUGAAAUGAUUCGAGGGAAAAUUGAGAAAUUCAAACAAUUCAUUCCUAUUUUACAAAUUAUUUGUACUCCUGGAUUGCAAGCUCGUCAUUGGGAACUAAUUAGUAAUGUUGUUAAUACUAAAAUUAUUCCCAAUGAAAAAAGUAGUUUAUCAGACAUGAUUGAAUAUGGAUUGUUGCCUCAUAUUGAUAAACUUGAAGAAAUAACUUUAGCUGCUACAAAAGAACACUCACUGGAGAAAAAUUUGAAAAAAAUGCAAAAUGAAUGGAAAGAUAUUUAUUUUAAUCUGAUACCUUAUCGUGAAACAGGUGUGGAAAUUUUAUCAUCAGUUGAUGACAUCCAAAUGCUUCUUGAUGAUCAUAUUUUAAAAGCACAGACAAUGAGAGGUUCACCAUUUGUUAAGCCGUUCGAGCAUGAAAUGGAAAGUUGGGAAGCUAAAUUAAUAUCAAUGCAAGACAUUAUUGAUCAAUGGUUAGCUUGUCAGGCAACUUGGAUGUAUUUAGAACCAAUAUUUAGUAGUGAAGAUAUCAUGAGACAGAUGCCAACAGAGGCACAAAAUUUCCGCAAAGUUGAUAAAACUUGGAGAAGUAUUAUGGUUUCAGUGAUGGAGGAUAAAAAAGUCAUCAUUGCAACAUCUGUUCCAGAUAUGCUGAAACAAUUUAAACAUUGUAAUUCUCUGUUGGAAGAAAUACAAAAGGGUCUCAAUGACUAUUUAGAAAAGAAACGAUUAAUAUUCCCGAGAUUUUUCUUUUUGUCCAAUGAUGAACUUCUAGAGAUUUUGUCAGAGACAAAAGAUCCUCAACGGGUACAGCCACACUUGAAAAAAUGUUUCGAGGGAAUAAAUAAGCUCAGGUUUACCAAAGAUGAAGAAAUAGUAGGAAUACUAUCAGCAGAAGAUGAAUAUGUACCUCUGAGUGGAAAAAUUUAUCCUGCAGAUGCUAAAGGUAUGGUUGAAAAAUGGCUUUGUCAAGUAGAAGAAAUGAUGGUUACAUCUUUGAGAGACAUUAUUCAAGAUAGCAUAAUAUCUUAUUUCAAAACUAUGAGAGAAGAAUGGAUAUUAGCAUGGCCAGGACAAAUAGUUCUUUGCAGUAGUCAAGUUCAUUGGACCAGUGAAGUGAUCGAAAGCUUUGCAGAUAAUUCUAUUAAAAAUUAUUUGAACAAAUGUUCGACACAGAUUGAAAAAACUGUAGAACUGGUUAGAGGAAAAUUAGAUGUUGGAAACCGAAUUACCCUGAAUGCUUUGAUAGUAAUAGACGUUCAUGCAAGAGAUGUGGUAAAAUUAUUGGUCGACAAACAAGUCAAUGAUCCAAUUGAUUUUAACUGGAUAUCUCAAUUACGAUAUUACUGGUUAGAUGGUGGAAUAACAGUUUCCAUGAUAACAACUGAUGUCAUUUAUGGAUUUGAAUAUUUAGGUAAUUCAUCACGAUUAGUCAUAACCCCUUUAACUGAUAGAUGCUAUAGAACACUGAUGGGAGCAUUGAAAUUGAAUCUUGGAGGAGCUCCAGAAGGUCCAGCAGGUACGGGGAAAACAGAGACGUCUAAAGAUUUAGCAAAAGCUGUUGCUAAACAAUGUGUGGUAUUUAAUUGUUCCGAAGGAUUAAAUUAUAAAGCUAUGGGAAAAUUUUUCAAAGGAUUAGCUCAAUCAGGAGCGUGGGCGUGUUUUGAUGAAUUUAAUAGGAUCGAAUUGGAAGUGCUUUCCGUAAUUGCUCAACAAAUAUUGACUAUACAAAUGGCAAUCAGUGUAAAAGCUGAACGAUUUAUAUUUGAAGGAAUGGAAAUAAAAUUAAAUCCCACUUGUAAUAUUAUUAUUACUAUGAAUCCUGGAUACGCAGGACGUCAAGAGCUCCCAGAUAAUUUAAAAGUACUUUUUCGAACUGUUGCCAUGAUGAUUCCAGAUUACGCAUUAAUUGGAGAAAUUACACUUUACUCUUAUGGAUUUAUUAAUGCAAUUAAUUUAGCUCAAAAAAUUGUUCAUACUUAUAAACUUUGUUCAGAACAAUUAAGCUCUCAAAGUCAUUAUGAUUAUGGAAUGCGUGCUGUUAAAACUGUUCUUAUUGUUGCUGGUAAUUUAAAACUAAAAUAUUCUGACCACAAUGAAUCCUCAUUAGUCUUACGAGCUUUAAUUGAUGUAAAUCUUCCAAAGUUUUUGGCACAUGACGUUCCACUUUUUAAGGGAAUAUAUAGUGAUCUGUUCCCUGAUGUUGAUUUAUCACAACCUGACAGAGAUGAGUUAAUAGAGUUGUUGAAAGUACAUUUAGAUAAACGAAAUCUUCAAGCUACUCCUUGGUACGUGGAGAAGAUAAUUCAAAUCUACGAAAUGAUUCUUGUUAGACAUGGAGUGAUGAUCAUUGGAGAUACUUUGGGAGGAAAAACUCAAGCUUAUCAAUUAUUAGCUGAUGCUCUUGGUGAUUUAUCAGUGAAAAAAGGAGCAUCAAUCAAAGAAUUUAAAGUCAACUAUCGAGUUAUCAAUCCUAAAGCUAUUACGAUGAAUUUACUUUAUGGACGCUUUGAUUUAGUAUCUCAUGAAUGGAAUGAUGGGGUUUUAGCUAAUACAUUUCGCGAGUUCGCCCAGUCCUUAAGUUUAGAACGUAAGUGGAUUAUUUUUGAUGGACCUGUUGAUGCAGUUUGGAUUGAAAAUAUGAAUACAGUGUUAGAUGAUAAUAAAAAAUUAUGUCUUAUGUCUGGAGAGAUAAUUAUGAUGAACAGGAAAAUGAAUAUGAUUUUUGAAGCUGCUGAUUUAGAUCAGGCUUCUCCUGCUACUGUCAGUAGAUGUGGAAUGAUUUAUAUGGAAUCAACUCAGUUGGGUUGGCAGCCUUUUUUUGAAUCUUAUAAAAAACAAUUAAAACAAAAAAUCCUUGCUGAACAAUUUGAACUCACUGUAGAACUCAUAGAAUGGCUAACAAAUCCUAUUUUUAAGUUUAUCCGGUAUAAUUGUCAGACUUUUGUCAAUGUUUCUGAACUUCACAUGUUUGUGUCUUUCACGAGAAUAUUAGCUACUAUGUUGGAAGAAGAAACUCAAGUUAGCACUGUUUGGCUCCAGUGUAUUUUACUUUUCAGUAUGGUGUGGGGAUACACUUCAAUACUUGUUGGUGCUAGUAGACACACUUUCAGUGUAUAUUUUGAAAACCUACUGGCUGGAAAUGAAGAAGAAUAUCCAAAGCCAAAAGCAUUUAAAUUAUCUAAGCAACAACUUUUUCCCGAUAGAGGAACGAUAUAUGAUUGGAUUUAUGAUAAAAGAAAUAAUGGAACUUGGAUUUCUUGGGUUGACAUCAAUACACCAACACCAUUAUCAGCAAAUGCCAAAGCAAAUGAAUUAAUAAUUGAAACAAAUCAAGUAGCUCUGCAGAAAUUUUUCAUGUCGAAAUUACUCAAUAAAUCGAUUCCAGUUUUAUUCGUAGGUCCUACUGGAACUGGAAAAUCAUCAAUUAUUCUCAAUUAUAUGUUGAAUCUCCCUAAAGAAAAAUUUAUGCAGAAUGUAAUAAAUUUUAGUGCUAAUACUAGUGCAUCUCAAGUUCAAGAAAUCAUUAUGUCUAAAUUAGAUAGAAGAAGAAAAGGAGUCUAUGGUCCAACAAUGGGAAAAAAGUGUAUAUUAUAUGUAGACGAUUUGAGUAUACCGCUGAAAGAAAUAUACGGAGCACAACCACCUGUUGAACUACUUCGUCAGUGGAUUGACCAUGGAUAUUGGUUCGAUCCAAAGGAUACAUCAAUGCUUUAUUUAGUGGAUAUGCUAAUGGUUGCAGCCAUGGCACCACCUGGAGGAAAUUCUAAUUCAAUUACACCGAGAUUACUACGUCACAUGUAUAUUGUUGGCAUAGAUGAAUUUGAUGAUACUACAAUGAAUAAAAUAUUUACUUCCAUUCUUGAUUGGCAUUUUUCGAAAGGCUUUGAGGCAAAUAUUUCUAGAUUAUCAAAAAUGAUAGUAGCAGCAACAUUAGAUAUUUUUCAUGGGGCUAUUGACAGCUUUUUGCCUAUUCCUGCUAAGAGCCAUUAUACAUUCAAUCUAAGAGAUUUCCAUAAAGUUAUUAGUGGAAUCAUGCUGGUACCUGCUGCAAGAAUGAAAGACCCUAACAAACUAAUUAAACUUUGGAUUCAUGAAGUUUAUCGAGUCUUUCAUGAUCGUCUUGUGGAUGAGGAAGACCGAGAAGUAUUGUUUAAAAUGGUACAAUACACUGUCUAUGAUAAACUUAGACAACCUUUGAAUAAAGUAUUGGCAGACUUAUUAAAAGAAAAUGAAAAAGAAAUAACGAAAAAUCACGUUCGUGAUUUAAUGUUUGGAAUGUACAUGGAACCUGAUGCUGAUCCAAAAAUUUAUGACGAAAUUACUGAUAUGAAUGACUUACAAGAAAAAAUGGAUUAUUAUCUCACUGAAUAUAACAUGAUGUCGAAAACUCCACUGUCAUUAGUGCUAUUUAGAUAUGCUAUUGAACAUAUAUCGCGAAUAUCUAGAAUUCUUAUGCAAGAUGAUGGCAAUGCUUUAUUGAUAGGAGUAGGUGGUUCGGGCAGAAGUUCAUGCUGUAGGCUAGCAGCAAGUAUUUGUGAAUAUUUAUUCCACCAAGUAGCAGUAACGAAAAAUUAUGGUCCUGUUGAAUGGAGAGAUGAUCUAAAAAAACUUUUAUUAAAAGUUGGUUGUGAUGGAAAGCCCACUGUAUUUCUCUUUGCAGAUAAUCAAAUUAAAGAUGAAUCAUUUUUGGAAGAUAUUAAUAUAAUAUUAAAUACAGGAGAUAUACCGAAUUUAUAUGGAAACGAAGAGAAAGCAGAAAUUCUUGAUAAAAUGACGAAUGUAGCUCGAGAAGAUGCCACAAAGAAGACUGAAACUACUCCUAUGGCUCUUUAUAAUGUAUUUAUUGGAAGAAUUAAAAAAUGUUUACACACAGUUUUAACAAUGUCACCCAUUGGCGAUACUUUUAGAAAUAGAAUUAGAAUGUUUCCUUCUUUAAUUAACUGUUGUACAAUUGAUUGGUAUACACCUUGGCCUGCAGAAGCUCUUGAAAAAAUGGCCGUUGUUUCAUUAAAAAAUCUUGAUGUAGAUCAUGAUAUUUUUCAUAAGUGUGUUAAAAGUUGCAUAAAAUUUCAUCAAGAUACGCAAGAAGCUAGCGAAGAUUUAAAAAAGACACAGGGAAGGAUAAAUUAUGUGACACCAACAAGUUUCAUUGAAUUAAUAAAAUCUUUGAAUGAAUUAUAUCAAGCGAAAGUUGAUAAAAUAACUGCACAGCAAAAUCGAUACAUUGUAGGGUUGGAGAAACUUGACUAUGCUGCUGGUCAAGUUUCAAUAAUGCAAAAUGAACUACAUGAAUUACGACCAAAGUUGGUAGCUUCUUCACAGUUGAGCGAUAAAUUGAUGAUAAAAAUAGAGCAAGAUACAGUGAAUGUAGAAGCAAAGAAGGAAAUAGUUGCUGCUGAUGAAGCUUUAGCUAAUGAAGCAGCUGCAGCAGCUCAAGCAAUUAAAGAUGAUUGUGAGAGUGAUUUAGCUGAAGCUACACCAGCUUUAGAAGCUGCUCUAUCUGCAUUAAAUACUUUAAAACCUGCAGAUAUCACUAUUGUCAAGUCAAUGAAAAAUCCUCCAGCAGGUGUCAGAUUGGUAAUGGAAGCUGUUUGUGUCCUUAAGGGGAUUAAACCGGAGCGUAUUCAAGAUGCGUCCGGUAUGAUGAUAGAUGAUUACUGGCCAUCAUCAAUAAAAAUGCUUGGAGAUAUGAAAUUUUUAGAUAGUCUUAAGACAUUUGAUAAAGAUAAUAUACCACCAGCGAACAUUAAACGCAUACGAGAUAAGUUUAUGAAUGAUAGAAGCUUCCAGCCAGAAGUUAUUAAAAAAGUUUCGACUGCUUGCGAAGGAUUGUGUAAAUGGGUUCGAGCUAUGGAAGUUUACGAUCGUGUGAUAAAAGUUGUAGCUCCUAAAAAAGCAAUGUUAGCAGAAGCAGAGGCUGAACUUGCUGCUCAAAUGGAAACUUUAAACGCUAAACGAGCACUUCUUCAAGAAGUUACAGAUAAGUUACAAACUCUAAAUGAUGAAUUUGCAGAAUGUAUGAGAGAAAAAAAGAAAUUAGAAGAUCAAAUAGAUCAUUGUAUGCAAAAAUUAGAUCGAGCCAAAAAACUACUUGGUGGCCUUGGUGGAGAAAAAUCACGAUGGAGUGAAACUGCUGCAAGUCUUAAAGCAAGUUUGACUAAUGUCAUUGGUGAUGUAUUAUUGUCUGCAGGAAUUUCAGCUUAUUUAGGAGCAUUUACGGUCGAUUAUCGUAAUAAUUUAGUUAGUGGAUGGCAUAAUUAUUGCCAAUCAGUUCAAAUCCCUUGUAGUGAUCAGUUCAAGUUGGCUGACAUUCUCGGAGAACCUGUAGAAAUUAGAAAUUGGAUGAUUCAAGGGCUACCAGCUGAUAAUUUUUCAAUUGAAAAUGGAAUAAUUGUUAAAUAUUCUAAUCGAUGGCCUCUUAUGAUCGAUCCACAAGGACAAGCUAAUAAAUGGAUUAAAAAUAUGGAAAAACAAAACAAAUUGAAUGUUAUUAAACUUACUGACUUGAAUUAUAUCAAAGUUUUAGAGAGCUCUAUUGAACUAGGUCUUCCAGUAUUAUUGGAAAAUAUUCUUCAGGAACUGGAUCCUAUUUUAGAACCAAUUUUAGUAAAAAAUAUUUAUAAACAGUCGGGAAUAUUCUAUAUAAAAUUUGGAGAUAAUGUUUUAGAAUACAAUUCAAAUUUUAAACUUUACAUCACAACGAGAUUACCCAAUCCUCAUUACCUACCAGAAGUGGCAGUAAAAGUUAAUCUUCUUAAUUUUACAAUUACUCGUCAAGGAUUACAGGAUCAAUUAUUAGGUAUAGUAGUUGCCAAAGAUUUGCCUGCACUUGAGGAUAAAAAGAAUCAAUUGAUUAUUGAAGGAGCUAACAAUAAAAAAAUUCUUAAAGAAAUCGAAGAUAAAAUUCUUCAAGUUCUCUCAUCUUCAGAAGGUAAUAUUCUUGAAGAUGAAACAGCUAUUAAAAUUUUAUCGUCUUCAAAACUUUUAUCUGAAGAAAUCGAAGCUAAACAAAAAAUUGCUGCAAAAACAACCAUUGAAAUUGACGAAGCAAGAGAUGCGUACAAACCAGUAUCACAUCAUGGUGCUAUUCUAUUUUUUUGUAUCUCGAACUUGGCUAAUAUUGAUCCUAUGUAUCAAUAUUCUUUACCCUGGUUUAUUAAUCUAUAUAUUAUGGCUAUAUCAAAUAGCAAAAAAUCAGAAGAUUUAAAUAUUAGAAUAGAAAGCCUUAACAAUAUUUUCACACGAAGUAUCUACAGAAAUGUCUGUCGUUCUUUAUUUGAAAAGGAUAAAUUAAUUUUUUCUUUGGUGUUAACAAUAGAAAUUCUACGAGCAAAGGAUAAAAUUAAUCAUGAUCUAUGGUCCUUUUUAUUAACAGGUGGAAUUACAUUGGACAAUCCUUAUAAAAAUCCUGAUUCAUCAUGGUUAACUGAUAAAUCCUGGUCUGAGAUUGUUCGUGCUUCACAGUUGAUUGGUCUUGAAGAACUUAAAACAUCCUUUGAACUCGAUACAAAGAGUUGGAAAAAUUUUUAUGAUCUGUCAAAUCCACAAGAAAGUAAUUUUCCAUCACCGUUCAAUAAUAUUUCAAAUAGUGAAUUACAAAAACUAGUAAUAUUAAGAUGUAUUCGACCAGAUAAAUUGGUAUCAGCAGUUCAAAUAUUUAUAUCUGAAAAUAUAGGGCAAAAUUUUAUUGAACCUCCACCAUUCGAUCUUGAAGAAUCUUACAAUGAUUCUAAUAAUAUAACACCUUUGAUAUUUAUUCUGUCUCCUGGAUCAGAUCCAAUGGCAAGUUUAGUUAAAUUUGCUGAGACUAAAGGAAUUUACAAAGAAAGCCUCAUAACAAUAUCACUUGGUCAAGGUCAAGGACCUCUAGCUGCUAAUAUGAUUAACAAAGCCAUUCAAAGUGGAGACUGGGUUGUUCUGCAGAAUUGUCACUUAGCAGAAUCAUGGAUGAAGGAACUCGACAGAAUAUGUGACCAAGUAAUUGUAUUGGAAAAUACACAUAAAAAAUUUAGAUUAUGGCUCACAAGUUACCCAUCAAAAGUUUUCCCUGUUUCUGUGCUACAAAAUGGAGUUAAAAUAAUUAAUGAGCCUCCUAAAGGAUUAAAACAGAAUUUACUGCGAAGUUACCUCAAUUAUCCUAUUGCUGAUUCUAAAUUUUUCUUUGGAUGCUUGCGCAUAAUUGAAUGGAGAUCGUUAUUAUUUUCUUUGUGCUUUUUUCAUGCUAUUGUACAAGAACGUAGACAAUUUGGACCACUUGGAUGGAAUAUUCCUUAUGAGUUUAAUGAAUCCGAUUUAAGGAUUAGCAUUUUACAACUACAGAUGUUUCUAAAUGAUUAUGAACAAGUACCUUUCGAAGCACUAUUAUACCUUACUGGUGAAUGUAAUUAUGGUGGUAGAGUAACGGAUGACAAAGAUCGACGUUUAUUAAAUUCUCUUUUGAAGAAUUAUUUUAACAUUGGUGUAAUAAAAAAUUACAGCUAUUCAUUCUCGCCAAGUGGUAAUUACCAUCUUCCAGAAGAUACUAGCUAUGAUGGUUGCAUAAAAUAUAUUAAGAGCUUGCCAUUAAAUCAAGAACCUGAAGUUUAUGGCUUACACGAUAAUGCAGACAUUACAAAGGACAAUAAAGAAUCAAUGGAGCUAUUAGACGGUGUACUAUUAACUCAAACGCAGCUAACAGUUACAAGAAUAGAUGAAAAUACUGAAGCAAUUGUAUCAACUCUAGCUUCGGAUAUACUAUCAAAGAUUCCAGAACAAUUUGAUAUUGAAUCUGUUUCUGACAAAUAUCCUGUUCUUUACAAAAAUAGCAUGAACACUGUUCUUCAACAAGAACUUAUUAAAUUCAAUCGGUUAAUCAAAGUUAUAAAAAGUAGUCUUAUAAAUAUACAGAAAGCCAUCAAAGGUCAAGUAGUUAUUUCUCCAUCGCUAGAAGAAAUCUUUUUCAAUAUAAGCAUCGGUAAAGUUCCGAAUGCUUGGAGUAAAAUAUCAUAUCCUUCUCUAAAGCCACUUGGAAGUUAUAUUAACGAUUUAUUAGAGAGAAUUCAAUUUUUUCAAAAUUGGAUUGACUAUAACUCUCCGGUUGUUUAUUGGAUCUCUGGAUUUUUCUUUAUUCAAUCUUUUCUAACUGGAGUUUUACAAAACCAUGCACGCCAACAUAAAAUACCAAUUGAUCAUUUAGAUUUUGAGUUUGAAAUAACUGAUAUUUAUAAUAUCGAUAAUGUGAGCAAAGUACCUUCAAUGGGAGUUUUUGUAAAAGGACUUUUUCUAGAAGGUGCUCGAUGGAACCAGGAAAUUAAAGAAUUGGAUGAAUCAAAGCCUAAAAUUAUGUAUGAUAUUUUACCAGUUAUUUGGAUGAAACCGGGGAUCAAAGCUGAUUUUUCUACUCCAUCAGCUUAUGCAUGUCCAGUUUAUAAAACAAGUGACAGACGUGGUAUUCUUGCUACUACUGGGCAUUCUUCGAAUUUUGUUAUGUACAUCAUGAUACCUACAAAAAUAGAAGAAUCACAUUGGAUCAAUAGAGGAGUUGCAUGUUUAACACAGCUUGAUGAUUAAUUGAAUUUUUUAAAUGGCAAUUUUGAUAUUUCAAUAAUAAAAAUAAAUACUUUACUAAUAAAUGAAUUAAAUAAAUGAUAAUAAAAUA
Molecule: messenger RNA, 12413 nt
Organism: Chelonus insularis
Lineage: Eukaryota; Metazoa; Arthropoda; Insecta; Hymenoptera; Braconidae
Gene: Dnah3
Product: dynein heavy chain 3, axonemal
Exons: 11
Coding region: 29-12325 (4098 amino acids)
Biological process (GO): microtubule-based movement
Cellular component (GO): dynein complex
Molecular function (GO): minus-end-directed microtubule motor activity; dynein light intermediate chain binding; ATP binding
Source: RefSeq, a predicted model, not a curated record